Penicillium subrubescens is the source of this 2634-nucleotide messenger RNA. RefSeq names its product MutS family protein MSH4. Lineage: Eukaryota; Fungi; Ascomycota; Eurotiomycetes; Eurotiales; Aspergillaceae. The coding region runs from base 1 to 2634 and encodes 877 amino acids. Gene Ontology annotation, molecular function: ATP binding; mismatched DNA binding; ATP-dependent DNA damage sensor activity. Gene Ontology annotation, biological process: reciprocal meiotic recombination; mismatch repair. The record is from RefSeq and is a predicted model, not a curated record. Gene Ontology annotation, cellular component: nucleus. The transcript is spliced from 6 exons.
AUGUCUAUAUCGUCACGACAGUCCACACUUAAUUCUUUCGUUCCAUUGACCGUCAGGAACAGCACCCGACGGGCUGGAACAGCAAGGCCCACAACCACAGCCACCAGUGUCGCCUCUCAGGACAUUGUCUGUGCUGUCAGUGAAUCACGAGGAGUAUCAUCCACCGUUGGGCUGGCAUUCGUGAACCUCGCCACUGCUGAGGUGGUUCUGUGCCAGAUUUGUGACAGUCAGACGUACGUCAAGACUGUUACCAAAAUUGGCGUCUUCGAACCCAGUGACAUCCUGUUCAUGAGUACUGCCAAGGACUCCAAGUUGCACUACAUCAUCGCAGAGAACCUGCGCGAACCAACUCUCACCUUUGUGGAUCGAAGGUGCUGGUCAGAUAAGGCUGGUCACGAAUACCUUGAUCGUCUUGCUUUCCCGGAUGAGGUCGAUUCUCUGAAGGUGACACUGGGAGGAAACUACUUUGCAGCGUGCUCAUUUGCGGCGGCUCUCAAGUAUAUCGAGUUUGAACUGCAACGUAUCUUCGCCUCCCACUCUCUACGGAUCAAGUUUGAACCCUCGCAAGGCUCAAUGACCAUCGAUCUGGCCACGAUUGUUUCUCUCGAACUCAUUCAAAAUCUCCACAAUGCCAAAUCCAAAGAUAGCUUGUAUGGCUUACUCAAUGAAACCACAACGCCGAUGGGAGCCAGACUACUCCGAGCCAACAUCGUUCAGCCUUCCACCGAAAGGGUCAAAUUGACCGCGAGAUACAAUGCGGUGGAGGAUUUGUCCACAAAGGAAGACAUGUUCGUAUCUGUCCGCCAGUCUUUGAAGGGAUUCCUCGAUGCAGAUAAAGUCUUGACAUCGAUCAUCCUUGUGCCUACCAAGCGAACAGCCCAGUAUAUCGAGCAGUCUGUCAACCAUGUCAUCAUGCUCAAAAUCUAUGUAUCGUCCAUCAAGAAGGUGUAUCAGGCGCUCGGUGCGGCACAGAGCGAGAUUCUGACUACUAUUCGAACAUUGUGUCAGCCUGCGGGCCAUCGCGCCGUUGAGGAACUCAUCGAGAAAACAAUAAAUGAAAACAUCAAAUACCAAACCAAGCCCCUCGAUCUUCGCAAUCAACGGAUCUACUGUGUGAAGGCCGGCGUCAGUAGUCUUCUGGAUGUUGCGAGGCAAACUUACAAGGAGGCUAAUGCCGAUGCAGCAGAAUUGGUAACCAAGCUGGAAGAAGCCUUUGAUAUGACUCUGGAUCUCAAGUUCGACACCGCACGCCAAUACUACAUCUGCAUUCCAAUAGGAAAUCCAGAAACACUUCCUGAUAUCUUCAUCAAUGUCCAUCGCAAAAAGAAUCGGAUCGAGUGCCAAACUCUGGAUUUAGUCAAACUAAACCAGAAGAUCACCGAUGCGCACAACGAAGUGAUCAACAUGAGCGACCAGACAGUUCAAGGCCUACUCCACGAAGUAUGCGCCGACGUCGCAGGACUCUUUCGUAUCAGUGAGGCAAUCGCAAUGCUGGACAUGCUAGCAGCCUUUGCACAACUCGCAACAAGCCACGAUUAUAUCCGUCCCGAGCUCAUGGCUAGUUUGGUUAUCAGGGCUGGACGCCAUCCUAUCCGAGAACGGAUUCAUUCCCACAAGUUCAUUCCGAACGAUGCCUGUGCCACGCCACAAACUCGACUUCAGAUCAUCACCGGGUGCAACAUGAGCGGCAAAUCAACAUACAUCCGAUCCCUCGCUCUCAUGACCGUAAUGGCACAGAUUGGAUGCUUUGUUCCAGCACAAUACGCCUCGUUCCCAAUCGUUCACCAACUCUUUGCCCGUGUAGCCACCAGUGACGAUCUCGACGCGAAUGUUUCUACUUUCGCCGCAGAAAUGCGAGAGAUGGCAUUCAUCCUGCGACAUGUCCAGCCUCGAGCCAUGGUCCUAGUUGACGAACUUGGGCGCGGCACCAGUACGACCGACGGUCUCGCGAUCGCCAUCGCACUGGCCGAGGCCCUUCUCGCCAGUAAUGCAUUAGUAUGGUUCGCCACACACUUUCAUGACCUCGCGCGCAUUCUCUCAGAACAAAGCGGUGUCAUAAAUCUCCAUUUGGCAGCCGAUAUCACCCCCUAUGCGAACAAGAUGACGAUGCUAUACCAGAUCGCCGAAGGACCCGUUCCGGACCGUCGAUAUGGCCUUGAGCUGGCGAAGUUAGUAGACCUCCCACCUGCAGUACUACAGGUAGCCAGAACCGUCUCCGAGUCAAUGGAUCGCCUCACUCAGCGUCGGAACAGCCCUUCGCGUGCCGUGGCCAUAGCUCGGAAACGUAAGUUGCUUCUCACUUUGCGAGAGGAGCUUAUACUCGCUCGAAAUGGCACUAUGGAUAGCGUAUCUCUUCGUCAACAUCUCGUCAAGCUCCAGGAUGAAAUUGUGUUGCGCAUGGCUGCAAUCGAUGAGAAGGUGAAUCUGGAAACUGGUUCUGAUUCUGAGAUCUUGGACGUCCAACAAAAAAGGAACGAGAAUGGUUCUCAGGCGGACUGCACUGCUCGGACUUCCCGCACCGAUAGGGCAUCUGAGAGGAAUUCGACUAGAAAUCCCUUGCCUUCGGAUCAUUUGCUGGUCGAUUCCGAUUCGGAGCCUGACUCUGUCGGACAUGACAGUGUUGUGUUGGUGUGA